Messenger RNA from Acanthopagrus latus (yellowfin seabream), 5606 nucleotides. RefSeq names its product guanine nucleotide-binding protein G(q) subunit alpha. Gene Ontology annotation, molecular function: GTPase activity; G protein-coupled receptor binding; G-protein beta/gamma-subunit complex binding. The transcript has 7 exons. Gene Ontology annotation, cellular component: heterotrimeric G-protein complex. The coding region runs from base 1 to 1080 and encodes 359 amino acids. Gene Ontology annotation, biological process: adenylate cyclase-modulating G protein-coupled receptor signaling pathway; phospholipase C-activating dopamine receptor signaling pathway; action potential. NCBI's taxonomy places the organism in Eukaryota, Metazoa, Chordata, Actinopteri, Spariformes, Sparidae. The record is from RefSeq and is a predicted model, not a curated record.
AUGACUUUAGACUCCAUGAUGGCUUGUUGCCUGAGUGAGGAGGCGAAGGAGUCCAAACGAAUCAACGCUGAGAUCGAGAAACAACUCCGGCGAGACAAGAGGGAUGCGAGAAGGGAGCUGAAGCUUCUUCUGCUGGGUACUGGAGAGAGUGGAAAGAGCACCUUCAUCAAGCAGAUGAGAAUAAUCCAUGGGUCAGGCUACACAGAUGAGGAUAAGAAGGGCUUCACCAAACUGGUCUACCAGAACAUCUUCACCUCAAUGCAGUCCAUGAUCCGUGCCACCGAGACCCUCAAAAUCCCGUUCAAGUAUGAACAGAACAAGAAUAAUGCCCAAGUGGUGCGCGAGGUGGAUGUGGAGAAGAUUUCAUCAUUCGAUCAGCCGUAUAUCAGUGCGAUAAAGAUGCUGUGGGCUGACCCUGGCAUCCAGGAGGCCUACGAUCGCAGGAGAGAAUACCAGCUCUCCGAUUCGACCAAAUACUAUCUAAGUGAUCUGGAUCGUAUUGCUGAAUCGUCCUAUCUGCCAACCCAACAGGAUGUGCUUAGGGUUCGAAUCCCAACCACUGGGAUCAUAGAAUACCCUUUCGACUUGCAAAGCAUCAUUUUCAGGAUGGUGGAUGUGGGGGGUCAGAGGUCAGAGAGGAGGAAGUGGAUCCACUGCUUUGAGAACGUCACCUCCAUCAUGUUUCUGGUGGCGCUCAGCGAGUACGACCAGGUCCUAGUGGAGUCGGACAACGAGAAUCGUAUGGAGGAGAGUAAAGCUCUGUUCAGGACCAUCAUCACAUAUCCCUGGUUCCAGAACUCCUCCGUCAUCCUCUUCCUCAACAAGAAAGACCUGCUGGAGGAGAAGAUCAUGUAUUCACACCUGGUUGACUACUUUCCAGAGUUUGAUGGUCCCCAGCGGGACGCCCAGGCGGGUCGGGAGUUCAUCUUGAAGAUGUUUGUGGACUUGAACCCAGACAGUGACAAGAUCAUCUACUCCCAUUUCACAUGCGCCACUGACACAGAGAACAUCCGCUUCGUCUUUGCAGCCGUCAAAGACACCAUCCUGCAGCUCAACCUCAAAGAAUACAACUUGGUGUGAAGAGUGAAACAGAAAGAGAGGGAGAGAGAGAGAGGGAGAGAGAGUGAGAAAGAAACCUGCAGCCCCACACACACACACACAUGAUGCAGAGUCUAGAAACACACACAUCUGCAUGAAACAUACCAUUAAGCAUUACCACAUACUUUAUCAGACUAAUACCAUCCAUGAUCUGUCCCUACUGUCCACUUUGCUCCUGGUUGUUGGAUUGCCCUUUUUUUAAAAGAACGGCUUACCGAUGUGUGGUUCCAAUAAUUCCUCCUCUUGUAGAAAAACACUCAAAUACACUCACUUCCCCCCAUGAUCUCGUACCGGGGCUCCUCUCGGUCCUCAUGUCGGUCAUGGCUCACAUUUCUUCUUUAUUUACACUACAUCAUCACCAGUGCUUGUGUGUUUGAGGUGGGUAGAGGGCCUUCUCUUGGUAAGCUUUUAUGGACAAAGGGCUCUCUCCCCUUCUUCUUAUUUAACCCAUGCAUGCGAUACACUACAGCAUGAGGGCAUGAGGCCAGGACCUGGACUCUGCUCAUCUGCGAAGGGUAACUAAUUAUGAUGAUAGGAAUAUAUUAUCAGGCAGUGCUGGGGUGCAGUGAGGUACUUCUUGGUUCCCCCAGGUCUUGAAUUGUAAUUUUGAAUUUUAUUUUUUUUUGUUAACCCUGCCCCAAAUCAGAGCACAGAAGCUCUGUUGAAUGUAAAUAAAGUUUUCGUGCUGCUCACAGAGAUGUGAGAGCUCGGCGGAGAUGAUGUCCUCUGUAGACUUUAAUAAUCUCAGCUAUGUUAACUUCUUGGUUCUAUUAUGACUGCUAUUGUUCUCCAAUUAAAAAUUGAAGGUGACUACUCAAAGGAAUGCAACGCUCCAGAAAGAAUCACAGUAUGUUCCUUUUACACUGCCCCUCAUUUUAGACAAUGUGACACAACACUACUGGUAGUUUGAUACUGUAUCAGCUCCCCUGUCAUUUUGAAUCACAUUGCCAAAUUAAAACCACCUAGUUUUUUUCUGUAAAUAUAAUUACGUCGCCAGUAUCCUGUUUAUCCCUUGAGUGGUUCAGAUAUUAACAAAACCUAUUUGGAAAUUGGUUUUGCCAAAAUUCAGUGUUCUCUCGGGAUGGAUCUUUCAGAUGUCGAUGGCAUAACGACUCACUUUGUGUGGCAUUCCUUCAUGCCGACCGUUAUCUGAAUCACACACACACGUAUUAGUACUGUGAUUUAUUUUAUUUUUCUCUUGAUGGUGAGAAUGAUAAUCCCGUGCAGACAAUGAUACCAGAUUAGUCCAGUGCAAUAGUCAGUCGUAGAUGAAAUAAAGCUUUUGCGCUGCCAGUUAGCUUAAGUCACACGUUGGUCUUGAUCAUCCAUAUGGCUUCUCUUUGUAAUCAACUUUACUUUGCCAUAUUGUUUGGCCAACAUUUAUUAAACUGUAAUGGACAGCAAGAGAGGGUAAAUAGUUCUUUUUUUGUAUGUCUAAUUUAUCAGACAGAUCUACGUAUUGUUGAUACAGUAAAUGAGACUUCCUCCCUAGUUUCAGCUCAAAUGUUUUUCCAGCCGAGGAGACAGGAGGAGAUUUUAUACUGCUGUAAAAUAUCAAAACUAUUUUAUGGACAAGUGUUCUAUCUUUCUAAUGAUACUUCAUAUAUUUAGUUGUUGCAGUUCUGUUUUGAAAUGCCAGACAAUGGACAACACUGUUUCCAUGUCAGGUUUGUGCUUUAUGCAAAUAGGAAAAUGAAAACAGACAAAAAACUUAGUGGUUGAAUACUUACUGUUCAAGGAUGCUUGCAUUUUUUUUGUAACUUUUGAGGAUAUGUGUUGGCUAUUGGUACCAAUCCCAUAUCGUGUCUCUUGCCUGAUAGUUGUUUAAAUAUUCCAUUAAGCUGAAAGUUGAUAGAUGGCUAUUUUUGUCUUCACAAUGUAAUUCAGGUAAGUUUUCAUAACUUUUUCAUCACAAGGGCUACUACUAGCAGCUUUGAUAGAAAUGAAAGGACUCUAUGGAUGGCAUAGAGCAAAUGGUGCAAUUAAUUAACAAGGGGGGCUUUGAAUCAAGAGUGUGUUGACAUCCUGUUGGAGGGUGAUGGCCGCAGGUUCAGUGAGGGAGGAAUGCAGCAGUCCACAGAUGCCUACAUGACACGCCUGAGGGAGGUCCGGUGGCUGUUUGGCUCUGUGAUCACUAUCAUUUUGCCUAUAGAGGAGGAGAAUGGCUAACAUCAAAAGAAGUUUUCCAUUGUGCAAUAGCACAUUUUUACCACCCUCUUAUGAAUUAUGUUUUGAUCUUGGCUUUAUAAUACUUUCCACUAAGUGGUUAUGCACAUUUGGCCUCUCACUGGUAGUGUUUCCUUGUUUGACUUUGGCAUUUGGCUGUGUUGGAAUCAGUAAAAAGGAGUGCUCGGGACAGUUUGACCUUUUUGUGCACAUUGAGAGAGCUGGAGGGGUCAGGGCAAACAUCAGAGAAAGUAUUACAGAUCCUGGCAUACUCCCUUGUCUUUAAUUGUUUGCCAAAAGGUUUAAUAGUCAUAUUUUUUUGUAGAAAAGCAAUAUGAUCUAUUAGUUAGAGUGAAUUGUACUCACCCUGUGUAUUACUAAGCCUUUCAUGCACCCAGUGAGCAUAACCUCCUCACCUCUGGUGGAAGUGUGUACCAUACAUUGAUGAAGCCAUUAUUUUGUAUGUUUAGAAAUUUAUUGAGGAAAGGGACAUAAAUUUGCUUUAAGUGCCACAAAUUUCUUAUGAGUUGAAACAAUAUCUGACUUUGACAUGUCUAGUUCCUUUGGCUGGGAUCUUGUUUUUCCAUCCUGAAUUGGUAAUGGGUUCAUCCUUGAUGCUUCAACCAACAUUUAAAGGCCUUUUCUUGAUCAGUUUGUCCCGUGUGUAGGACGGUGCUUUUCACACCGCCUUGCUAACAGAUAAUUUUGAGACUGCCACAGCUCAGUAUGCUUUUGAUUUUUUAAUAAAGAGGUAAUAUAUUAUGAUAGAUGAAUACAUAAUGUAAGACUUUAAGUGGACUUGUAAAGGAACAUUGUGUUCUGGGUGUAUUUGUGUUUUGAGCCUUCACGAUGAACACUCUGAACUCCCUGAACUGCGGCAUACCACCUUAAGUGCAGGCAUGUGGUCUCUUGGAUUCACGGGCUGUUACGACGAUGAUAAAAUGGAAGUGGCCACUCCAGGGACGAUAUUUGCCAUGAUGCCGUACUCUUUAAAAAUCAGUUUUCACCUACAAGUGACAACAUGUGUACUUCAUGCCUUGUCUUGUUAGCACCUCACACAGAAAAAGUCAAUCGGCAGCACUGCCGGUGAUUGGAGCCAACAACAGAGCUGGGUCUCUUAUUUAAGGUCCUUCUGCUAUUUUCUUCAGCAUUCUGGAGAAGGUUUGUACGACAAUCCCGUACAAAACACUGUAACAAACAGAAUCAGCCACAGAAAAGAAAGUCAUUUGGACCUGACCCAGAUCUCUGCGAUAAAACUUCAGUUUGAUCCACUUUUUACAGGAUGGUUUCUUUUUUUCCCAAUUGAAGCUUCUGUGUUAAGCCUCAGUAUUAAUGUAUUUAUUGAAAGACUUGCCAAGUGAAGGUACUGAAGAGGCCAUUCUGAUAUUUUGGUGGUUAUUGUAGAAAGUGAAGAGUGAAUGAAUCUGCUGCGUGUUUACAUGUCCGCCAUUCUCCGCUCCCCCCCUCCUCCUGUACUUGAUUGGACUGUGUUCUUUCCCUGGGUCGAAGGCACUGAAACUGCACCACUGCAAUGGGCCUGCGUACAUGCAACUUAGAUGUCCGUUCAAGCGCGCUCGUUGGUACUCUGAGGUGUGUGUGCGUGUGUGUAUGUAUGUGUACACUUUUGAUGGCUAUUGCUUAUGCUUGAGAACCAUUCUUAGUAGAGGGAUGGACAUACAGUGAUAUUAAAAAGCUAUCUUUGCAUCUUUUUUUUGUUUUGUUUCUUUUUUUUUUAAGGUUGACACACCUUAAUACGUGUAUUUAGGACCACUUAAGAUGACAGACUUUUUUAAAAGAGUUCAAAUAAACUUUGUGUAGUGGUGUACAAAUUGAAAGUAAUGUAUUUUUGUUUGAUUUUUUUCUUCUUUUUUAAGUAUACCAAAUGUAAAUUAUGUACAAUGAGUGUGCCAAUCCCCUUUCUUUGUAAAGCCAGAUUCUUAACAAGUGCCAAUGUUGUGAAAAAUCAGAGGGCCUGUGAAUUUCAUGGUCCAGUUUUUAAAACAAAUAAACACUUAAGUAUGUGAUUAAUUAACUUAAAAAAGGACAAUUUUAUUCUAUAUUUAAGAUUAAUAAUGAACUGCUGUUUUUAAGAUAAAUGUCAUUUUAAUUGCAUGUGUUUGUCAGGUUGGGGAUGGAGUGGGUGGGUGAGAUACUGUAUUCAUGCAACACCCUCAUGAAAAGGGUCCUAAUGGUUAUUGAUUUACAGUAUUUUAGCCAUAUUUCUCUUUUGUAUGUUUCAUUUCAACCACUGUUGCCUGAACCUCAUUCAAACAUGAAAAUGAUUUUCAUAGCCUUCUCCUUUAAAUGUUUUAAAUUGGAAUAAAAUAUGUUCCUAUACUCUC